UUUGGGACUUUCCACGCAAUUCUUUGGUCAUUAUUAGUUCGCCUGGAAGUUUCACGGAGAGAACAUCUCAAUAUUGUGCGUGAAUUUAUUGUUCUGAAAGAUUUUGAUUUUUUUUGGCAAAAAUGGAGUCUGAGACACCUCUAGUGACGACUCCUUCAAGCAGGGACUCCAACAAGAAGGCACUGAAGGCUGCUGGUCUGACCCUGCUUGCCUGCAUGCUGUUGGCUGGCCAGUGCAUCACGGCCUACCUGGUCGUGGGCCAGAAGAGCGAACUCCAGGACCUCAACAUGCGCAUGCACAGGCUGAAGGAGCUCAGCAGCCGCUCAGUCGGCUCUGGCGUUCCCAUGAAGAUGCGCCUUCCCAUGGCCUCUAUGCCUCUGAUGAAACUGCGUGAAGACCCUGCUGAUAAGAAGGAUGAUGCAACCCCAGCACCCAAGGAUGGAUCCAGCACCCUCACCCAGUGCCAGCAGGAGUACCUGGGACUGACCGACAGCAAGCUGCCCUCCUUCCGCCCCCAGUGUGACCUGGCUGGUGGCUACCUGCCUCAGCAGUGCUGGCAGGAGGUGUGUUGGUGUGUGGACGCCAGCGGAAAGGAGAUUCUCGGCACCGUGGGGAAACCAAACUGCGCCAAUGGCAGCAUGAGGAUUGCACCAGUUGCCACUGGCUUGCGGCUCCAGCCCCUGGUGGAGGAGACUAAGGAUAACUGAGGCUCGAGAGAGGAAAUGAAAGUGGUUGUCUAUUAAACUUCUAAAAGUUUUUUUUCUGAGCUGUUUUUUUUACAACAAAGAGAACAUAAGCUUCUGUUGCUGAUAUAUUUUAGGUGUUGUGUGUCCCAAUUAUCUAAAAGCUAAAAGCACUUUUACUGUGACACGAUUUUGUAAUGGCCUAGUGCUUAAUUGAGGAAGUCCAGUGAGUUAUUGGCACUUGGAGGCUUUUUUUUUGUCUGUUUAUCAUAUGGCUGCACUGAUUGUUGUGAGUGGGACUUAAGUAAAAGUAAAAUUUACCCUCUACCUGUGAAUUUUCUGCCAUUUAUUUUCUGCAUAUUUUAAAAUAUAAGUAAUUCAUAUGCAAUUGACUGUCUGGAAUAGAGAGACAACAUUGAACAAUUAAAACAACCACUAUAAAACA
Sardina pilchardus (European sardine) is the source of this 1128-nucleotide messenger RNA. It is a transcript of the gene cd74b, whose product is annotated as CD74 molecule, major histocompatibility complex, class II invariant chain b. The transcript has 7 exons. Gene Ontology annotation, biological process: intracellular protein transport; antigen processing and presentation; immune response. NCBI's taxonomy places the organism in Eukaryota, Metazoa, Chordata, Actinopteri, Clupeiformes, Clupeidae. Gene Ontology annotation, cellular component: membrane. Bases 123 to 707 code for a protein of 194 amino acids. Gene Ontology annotation, molecular function: macrophage migration inhibitory factor binding; MHC class II protein binding. The record is from RefSeq and is a predicted model, not a curated record.